Molecule: messenger RNA, 1142 nt
Organism: Ostrinia nubilalis (European corn borer)
Lineage: Eukaryota; Metazoa; Arthropoda; Insecta; Lepidoptera; Crambidae
Gene: Samtor
Product: S-adenosylmethionine sensor upstream of mTORC1
Exons: 1
Coding region: 137-1108 (323 amino acids)
Biological process (GO): negative regulation of TORC1 signaling
Source: RefSeq, a predicted model, not a curated record
UGAGUAAGAGAGAUAUAAAUAUAUCGAAAUUGUUUUACGGACCCGAUAACUUUUUAGUCCUUCUUUCAGAUUCGGAGAAGUUUUAUACAAAUUAAAAAGUCUCAUUCACUUAAUUAUAAUAUUGUAAAUACUGGACAUGGUCCUAUCGUCCACAAUGGCUAGUGAAGAGCAUAAGGAACUAGCAAGCUAUCUGAAAAACGUUCAUUCUACACUCAGAAAAGCGUCUGCAAAGAAUGGUUCAGACAGAGCAUGGCUGGACCACUGUGCAAAUAAAGAUGUUUUAGAGACGUAUGCUCAUUGUAUGGAGAAAUUAGCAACUACUCAUUGGACGACGAAUUGCGCCAGUGAUACCAGUGGAGCAACCUCGCGAAUUCAGUGGACUGCAGAUUUUUGUUUAGAUUACUUUUUGAACAAACAGUACAUGAGAUUCAAAGCAAAAGAAAGAAAUAUAGCAGAAAAAAUUAAUUUAGUUCAAGAUGAAGAUGAGCACUUUUCAAAUCCUGUUCAUUUCCUAGAUGUUGGGAGUUGUUACAAUCCUUUUAAAGUGUAUGAAUAUUUAAAUGUAUUUGCUAUUGACUUAUGCCCUGCUAACAACAGUGUAUUGCAGUGUGAUUUUCUUAAUGUAUUAGUUGGUGCAGAGACCAUUAUUAAUAAUUGUGAGGUUAAACAAAUGCGUUCAUCCUCAUUUGAAGUUGCAGCCUUUUGCUAUUUAUUAGAAUACAUACCAGAUUCAAAUUUAAGAAUAUUAGCAUGUCAAAAGGCAUACAGUCUUCUGAAACCUGGUGGGUUGCUGAUUAUAAAUACCCCAGAUUCAAAACAUGUUGGAGCUAAUUCCAAACUUAUGAAAUGCUGGAGAUAUACUUUAGCAUGUAUUGGUUUUAUGAGAAUCAAAUAUGAAAAAUUUAAGCACAUGCAUUGCAUGGCAUUUAGAAAGACACUGCACAAAGAUGUUGCUAUAAGGUGGGCGACAAUACAUAAGGAACUUGGUAUGGAAUAUGCAAUUAACAUACCACAAGACUUUAAUGAAGAUCCUGAUGAGUCAUUACUGGAUAAAGGAGUACAAAGUGACAUUAAAGACUUUCAAGAAUUACCUUUUUGUUUUGGUUGACUAUUUAAUAAAAUUAAUCUUCAUAAAUUCCAAA